AUGAUUGGGUCAAUGAUUUUUAUUCAGCUUCCGCCGUGGGUUCUUAUCUGUGAUUACAGUGUCCGAAAUUCUAAUUUCUAAACUAGCAAUAGUUUGCUUCGGACACUGAACGCAACAGGUUGAAAAAAUGGCUGUUCUUAUUUUAAUUUUCUUGGUGCUAGUCUCAGCGGCGUAUGUGGCGUACAUUAUCCUCAAGAAAGGCAUCAAUCCAAGGGACAUUCGCAUACACAGUCUACAGGAUGCCAAAAAAUUACUUCAGCUACCACCAAGUGGGGCCGGGCCCCACAGAUACUUGGAAAAAAGGGCUUGAAGGGGCUGCGUUUGUUUUCAUUGCAACUCACUUUUGGCCGGCGUGCUCGCUCCCAGCGGUGUACUCGAUCCAAAAAAGGACAUGAUGUGGCAAACGUAUGAAUGAACCGAUUCCAACUAAAUGAGUUUGCUUUUUCUUGGGUGCUCUUCCUUUAUUUUAACAAAAGUGUACUUAAUCCUAAAAAACGUAAAAAUUUGGCGCUUUCUGAAA
Molecule: messenger RNA, 520 nt
Organism: Drosophila pseudoobscura
Lineage: Eukaryota; Metazoa; Arthropoda; Insecta; Diptera; Drosophilidae
Exons: 2
Coding region: 128-310 (60 amino acids)
Source: RefSeq, a predicted model, not a curated record